Molecule: messenger RNA, 354 nt
Organism: Rotaria sp. Silwood1
Lineage: Eukaryota; Metazoa; Rotifera; Eurotatoria; Philodinida; Philodinidae
Source: the annotation of a GenBank genome assembly
AUGUUUAAAAAUACAUCUUUAUUUGCUAAUAUGUCAAGUAAUUCACCAAAACCAAAGAUUUGUAGUUUUAUUAUAAUAAAUAUACUUAGUAGUGAUGAAAAUGAUAUUGUUGAUAUUGUAUAUUGGCCUGAAAUUUCAAUGAUUAACAGGAAAGAAGAUCAAUUGUAUUCACAUCUUUUAUCGAUCGGUAACAAAAUUUAUUAUGGUAAAAUUAACGAAAAAUUACGUGAAGCGUUAAUUACAUCUAGUAUUAAUGAUGAAGAAGAAUAUUAUUCUAGUUCAUGGAAAGAUAAUAAACUUGAUGGAUAUGAUUAUAAUUUUAAAAAUCACGGUUCAAUUCUUUUAUCAUCGUGA